Bacidia gigantensis is the source of this 3261-nucleotide messenger RNA. RefSeq lists its product as uncharacterized. The record is from RefSeq and is a predicted model, not a curated record. Gene Ontology annotation, biological process: transmembrane transport. Gene Ontology annotation, molecular function: transmembrane transporter activity; RNA binding. The transcript is spliced from 9 exons. The coding region runs from base 1 to 3261 and encodes 1086 amino acids. Gene Ontology annotation, cellular component: membrane. NCBI's taxonomy places the organism in Eukaryota, Fungi, Ascomycota, Lecanoromycetes, Lecanorales, Ramalinaceae.
AUGGCUCCCAAGAAAGAGAAAGCGCAGAAGAUGCAGUUGGGGGAGUUCCUCACUGAUACAUCACUGGGAUCAUGGGCAGAUGAGAUGGAAGAUGCGCCCAUGCCAUCACCUGCUGGAGGCUCAGUAUAUGGAAGAGGCGACAGAGGCUACGGUCAGGGAGGUGGGUUUGGCGCCAGCAAAUUCGAAGACCGAGGCCCACCGCGCACGGACUUACCUCUGCCUUCGAAGCCUCCGUACACAGUCCACUUGGGCAAUCUCUCGUACGACGCUACCGAAGGAGAUAUCUCUGACUUCUUCAACGAAUGCGCAGUCGAGAGUGUACGGAUCGUUGAAGACAGGCUUGAUUCUAAACCAAAAGGCUUUGGCUACGUCGAGUUCAAGACCCUUGAUGGGCUGAAGAAAGCUCUGUCGCUGAACGAGACGCAAUUCCAGGGUCGAAGAAUAAGGAUUAGUGUUGCAGAGCCCCAGAAAGACCGCCUGGAAUCCACCAGGGAUUUUAGCGAUUGGUCAAGAAAGGGACCCCUACCAGACAUGCCAAAUCAACGCAAACCAUCGGGGCGAGACUUUGGGGCUGGUGCGCCAAGAGGAGCAGGCUUUGACAAUAUGUCUGAUGCAGGUGGUGAACGUGGAGGCCGCCGUGCAUUUGAGCCAAGCGAUGGCAAGGUCCGAGACUUUGGCAAUUGGGAGCGGAAAGGCCCACCAACACCAACUCUUACUGCCGGUCAGCCGAGUCGAAGCUUUGAUAGGCCUGGAAGCCGCGACGGUCAAUCAUUGCGCCGUAACUCGCCUGCCUGGGGUGAGGGUCGCUCACAAGAUGGUGGUUCGCGGCCUCCAAGACGAGAAUUCACAGAACGACCGCCAAUCGAUCGAGCGCCUACAGCUGCAGAGCAAGACAAUCAAUGGCGGUCCAAAAUGCGACCAGACGCUCCUCCGGCGCCACCAACUCCAGAUAGUGCUGCUGCGAAAUCGCCUGCGCUCUCGACUCGCCAGCUAAGCAAUUCUUCAUCUCCAGCAGCUGCACCUGUUGCUCCUGUUGAGAGGCCUAGACUCAACCUCCUCAAGAGAGGGGAAUCCAGUCUUCCUGCAGACACGGUCAAAGCGUCUGAAGGUGAUGCAAAGGCCAAUCCAUUCGGUGCGGCAAAGCCAAUCGACACUGCAACUCGCGAAAAAGAAGUGGAAGAGAAAAGACAAGUUGCGUUGCAGGAGAAGAAGGAAGCCGACGAAAAAGCGAGAGAGGAAAAAAAUUGGCUGAAGAAAAGGCAAAAGAAGAAAAACGCUUGGCUCGUGACGCUGAACUGGCAGCUAGGCCUGGAAGGUUCUCCAAAAAGCCCACAGCAGCAGAACGGGAACACACGGCCGAACACCGAGCGCAAAACCUCACAAGUGCCUGAGCGCAAGAAGCUCGAGAGGAAGUCUACGGGCGAGAAGGAGAAUGGGUUACCAGCUCCAUCGGCUGGAAAGCAAUACGAGAUUUUACGCCGACAAGUCGACGAAGAGGCUACCGCUGCUGAUGAAGAGCGCGAAGACGCCGAGGCAAUAGAAGAAAAUGCGAAUGGCAUUAUUACGGGCGACAAGGAGACCAAACCUCAAGAGAUUGUCAGAGACCCAAAGCAAGACGCCCAGACGAACGGCGGAACGAGCGCUGCUCCUGACCAGACCGCAAAGCAAUUGGAAGACGAGGGCUGGAGUACUGUCUCCAAGCCGGAGAAGAAACGAAAGAACGCGGUCUUGACAGUCAAAAAGCAUGGCGAGCUCGAUAGGAUCUCCAUCGCAGUCCAUCUUUUCCUCGACACCGUUCUAUCUUCUGCUGAACUCAAUGCCCCGCAAGGCGUCAUUACAUGUGGAACAAGAAAGAACAAGACAAUUGCUGCCGGUGGCAAGCUUCCAGAAUGUAUCCCAAUGACUAUCGACCAAUUUGCCCUUAUCAGCUCUAUCCUCACCUUGGGCGGCCUGCUUGGAGCAUUGGCAGCAGGUUCAUAUAGCAGCGAAUAUGGUCGAUUGAGGACGAUGCGCUUGAUGACCAUUGCUCUCAUCGUUGGCCCAAUCGCUGAAAGCUUGAGCCCCAACAUUGCAACACUUGCAAUUGGACGGUUCAUAUCUGGACUGGGUGCAGGAUCCGCUCUGGUGGUAGUACCUAUCUACAUCUCAGAGAUCUGCCCACCGGAAAAGAGAGGUCUAUUCGGGGCUAUGACACAAAUCCUAUGCAACCUCGGGAUUCUGAUCUCGCAAACACUGGGAUACUUCCUCAGCUACGGCAACAUGUGGCGCGUCAUUCUUGCAACAGCAGGGUGUGUGGCGGUCGUACAAUUCUUUUGCCUCACUCUAGUUCCAGAGAGCCCGCAAUGGCUCGCCGAGCAUGGAAAGCCUGACGGUGGAAAGAAUCUGCUCAGGAGACUACGCGGUAGACACUACGACAUCCGCAAAGAAUGGAAAGGAUGGAAUAUCAUCCACGACGACCCCGCAAGCUGUAAACCGCUCCUCCGCUCCUCCCCUCUCUUCACUUCCCGUAGACUAACAGCUUGUGUAGAUGAAGAAGACUCCCUCAUCCCCCCAGCCUCCAUUACCGACAGCCCUGUACCGCCAGAGUCCAUAACCAUGAUAGAUACCCUAAGAUCCCCGCAAUACCGCCCGGCUGUCAUUGCUGUCAUCGCCGUCAUGCUUGCCCAGCAAUUCACAGGCAUAAACAGUAUCAUCAUGUACUCAGUCCACCUUCUCACAUCCCUCCUCCCCACCUCCGCCGCUCUCCUCACUGUCGCCGUCUCUGCCAUCAAUCUCAUCAUGACCACAGCCUGCGCGCCCCUCCCCGAUCGCAUCGGCCGCAAAACCUGCAUCCUGGCGUCCACAGCUGGAAUGGGCAUCUCCUCCAUCCUCCUCGCCGUCGGCAUAGGCCAGGGCAUCAAACCCCUCGGCGCCAUCGCCACCCUGCUCUUCGUAGCAGCAUUUGCGGUGGGUCUAGGCCCCGUUCCCUUUAUUCUCGCGAAUGAGCUUGUGGGCCCCGAGGCCGUGGGCGCGACGCAGAGUUGGGCUCUCGCCGCGAAUUGGAUUGCGACGUUUGUGGUCAGCCAGUUCUUUCCGAUGGUUAACAAGGCAAUGGGAGAGAAAGGACGGGUGUAUUAUCUUUUUGCGGGACUGGCAGCGGUAUUGGGCGCAUUCAUCGCCUGGUGGGUCCCUGAGACGAGGGGACGGAGAGAUGUAGAUGAGGUGUGGGGACGGAAUGGCAAGGGUAGGGGUAGGAGGGGGAGUGGGGAGAGGAUGGAUUAG